CGACGGCCGGGGCAGGGGCGCUGCUGCUGCGGGGGGCAGGCGGCGGCGGCGGCGGGCCGCACCAGCCAUGCCGAAUAAAAACAAGAAGGAGAAAGAAUCACCAAAAGCAGGGAAAAGUGGAAAAAGUUCCAAAGAAGGACAAGACAUAUUAGAAUCAGAGAUUUCCAGCAGGAAAAACAGCCUUGUUGCUGCCCCGUCUGCAGUAUCUAGUAAAAUUAAAGUGCCAGCCCCUCAGCCCAUAGUGAAGAAAGACAAACGGCAAAAUUCUUGCAGAUUUAGCGCCAGCAAUAAUAGAGAACUUCAAAAACUACCAUCUUUAAAAGAUGUUCCUCCUGCUGAUCAAGAGAAGCUUUUUAUCCAGAAGUUACGUCAGUGUUGUGUCCUCUUUGACUUUGUUUCCGAUCCACUAAGUGACCUAAAGUGGAAGGAAGUAAAACGAGCUGCUUUAAGUGAAAUGGUAGAAUAUAUCACCCAUAAUCGGAAUGUGAUCACGGAGCCUAUUUACCCAGAAGUAGUCCAUAUGUUUGCAGUUAACAUGUUUCGAACAUUACCACCCUCCUCCAACCCUACGGGAGCAGAAUUUGACCCAGAGGAAGACGAGCCGACAUUAGAAGCAGCCUGGCCUCACCUACAGCUUGUUUAUGAGUUUUUCUUAAGAUUUUUAGAGUCUCCAGAUUUCCAGCCUAAUAUAGCGAAGAAAUAUAUUGAUCAGAAGUUUGUAUUGCAGCUUUUAGAGCUCUUUGACAGUGAAGAUCCUCGCGAGAGAGAUUUUCUUAAAACUACCCUUCACAGAAUCUAUGGAAAAUUCUUAGGCUUAAGAGCUUACAUCAGAAAACAGAUAAAUAAUAUAUUUUAUAGAUUUAUUUAUGAAACAGAGCAUCACAAUGGCAUAGCAGAAUUACUGGAAAUAUUGGGAAGUAUAAUUAAUGGAUUUGCCUUACCACUAAAAGAAGAGCACAAGAUUUUCUUAUUGAAGGUGUUAUUACCUUUGCACAAAGUGAAGUCUCUGAGCGUCUAUCAUCCUCAGCUGGCGUACUGUGUAGUGCAGUUCUUAGAAAAGGACAGCACCCUCACUGAACCGGUGGUAAUGGCUCUCCUCAAGUACUGGCCGAAGACUCACAGUCCAAAAGAAGUCAUGUUCUUAAAUGAAUUAGAAGAGAUUCUAGACGUCAUUGAACCGUCAGAGUUUGUGAAGGUCAUGGAGCCUCUCUUCCGGCAGUUAGCCAAGUGUGUCUCCAGCCCCCACUUCCAGGUGGCAGAGCGAGCGCUGUAUUACUGGAACAACGAAUACAUCAUGAGUCUGAUCAGUGACAAUGCAGCGAAGAUCCUGCCCAUCAUGUUUCCAUCCUUAUACCGCAACUCAAAGACCCACUGGAACAAGACAAUACACGGCUUGAUAUACAACGCGCUGAAACUCUUCAUGGAGAUGAACCAAAAACUCUUUGAUGACUGCACCCAGCAAUUUAAAGCAGAGAAACUGAAAGAGAAGCUAAAAAUGAAAGAACGAGAAGAAGCGUGGGUUAAAAUAGAGAACCUAGCCAAAGCAAACCCCCAGGUACUAAAAAAGAGAGUAACGUGAAAACGUCUAGGGUGUAACUUGAAUGUUUUUACAAGAUAGGAAUGUGGCUUCAUCGUGGGAGGGAAGGGAAAUCAAUUUCACUAACAUUGUAUGUGAAAAUGUCUGCAAUAAAAAUACUUUUCAACUUU
Hippopotamus amphibius kiboko is the source of this 1707-nucleotide messenger RNA. Its product is annotated as serine/threonine-protein phosphatase 2A 56 kDa regulatory subunit gamma isoform-like. Gene Ontology annotation, cellular component: protein phosphatase type 2A complex; nucleus; cytosol. Bases 68 to 1579 code for a protein of 503 amino acids. The record is from RefSeq and is a predicted model, not a curated record. Gene Ontology annotation, biological process: protein dephosphorylation; signal transduction. NCBI's taxonomy places the organism in Eukaryota, Metazoa, Chordata, Mammalia, Artiodactyla, Hippopotamidae. Gene Ontology annotation, molecular function: protein phosphatase activator activity. The transcript has a single exon.